CUCAUUCCUCCGUUCUCCUGCAGCCGCCAAACGCCACCUAACAUUUCCUGGAAGAACGUGCCCGCCGCCUGCUCCCAACAAACAUGGACUGUUUUCCCAUGCUUUAUUUUCUGUCGAGACAUCAUGAUUCCUGGUAAUCGAAUGCUGAUGGUCCUUUUCAUAUGCCAAGUCCUGCUGGGAGAGAGCAACCAUGCCAGUUUAAUACCUGAAGAAGGAAAAAAGAAAGUGCCUGGCCUGCAGGGUCGUUCGGACGCUCAGAGCCAUGAACUGCUGCGGGACUUUGAGGCCACCCUGCUGCACAUGUUCGGCCUCAAGAGGCGGCCCAGGCCCAGCCGCUCGACCGCCGUGCCACGUUACCUGUUGGACCUGUACCGGUCGCAGUCCGGGGAGGGAGAGGAGACCGGGGACGAUGGCCAAAUCGUCUUUGAGUACCCGGAAAGUUGCGAGCACAUGGAAAGGGUGCACGAUUUGGAUGAUGGUGAGGCUCAGCCCUUGCGUUUCCUGUUCAACCUCAGCAGCAUACCGGAAGAUGAGCUGCUCUCCUCUGCCGAACUGCGCCUCUACCGGCAUCAGAUGUCCGAAGCGGGCGACGACAACGACAACGCGGGCCUCCAACGGAUCAAUGUAUACGAGGUGCUGAAGGCCCCACGGCCCGGUCAGCUCAUCACGCAGCUCCUGGACACGCGGCUGGUGCGGCACAACGCAUCACGCUGGGAGAGCUUCGACGUCAGCCCCGCUGUGCUGCGAUGGACUCGUGAGCGCCGCCCCAAUCACGGGCUGGCCGUGGAGGUCCUACACCUGAACGGGACGCCGCACCGCCGGGGCGAGCACGUCCGCGUCAGCCGCUCGCUCCACCGGGAGCCCGGCGAGGACUGGGAGCAGAUACGGCCCCUCUUGGUGACGUUCGGCAACGACGGCAAAGGUCACCCUUUGACCAAGCGGACCAGGCGCAGCCCCAAGCAGCGCGGGCGGAAGCGCAACCGCAACUGCAGGCGCCACGCGCUCUACGUCGACUUUAGCGACGUAGGCUGGAAUGACUGGAUAGUGGCGCCCCCUGGCUACCAGGCCUACUACUGCCAUGGGGAAUGCCCCUUCCCUCUGGCAGACCACCUCAACUCCACCAACCAUGCCAUUGUCCAGACACUGGUGAACUCUGUGAACAACAACAUUCCCAAGGCCUGCUGUGUGCCCACGGAGCUGAGCGCCAUCUCAAUGCUAUACCUGGACGAACACGAGAAGGUGGUGCUGAAAAACUACCAGGAAAUGGUGGUGGAGGGCUGCGGAUGCCGCUGA
Messenger RNA from Nerophis lumbriciformis (worm pipefish), 1293 nucleotides. Lineage: Eukaryota; Metazoa; Chordata; Actinopteri; Syngnathiformes; Syngnathidae. The record is from RefSeq and is a predicted model, not a curated record.